AUGCAUGUGCACACUUUCUUUCGAGUGUGUCCCCUAUUGUUUGCAGUGAGUCUGUGGAGGAGGGUGCGGGCGGACUCUCCUGUGCCCUCAGUCCCUGACCACGUCCAAGCGCUGGUGGGCUCCUGUGUGGUGAUUCCCUGCUCUUUCACACCUCUGGCUCCCCUCAGGGGGAGGAAGGAGAAGCUGGAGGUCCGGCUGCGGUUCAUAGACGGAGGCCGAUUCUUCUCUCUCCGCAGCACCGCUUUUAACAGCGGAGACAGAAAUCAAGUGAGCUUGAAUUUCCUGGGCCGGACGUCCCUCUUCGGGCGAACCCCAGAGGGAGACUGCUCAGUAAAGAUAGAGAGGGUCAGACAGGAGGACUCACGAGCGUAUGAGAUCGCUCUGAAGAGAGGCGAUGACUUGCUGUGGGGGAGGCCGAGGAGCUUCCUUCUGGGUGUUCUGGACACCCCCGAGGCUCCCGUCAUCAGCGGCGUGCUGUCGGCCACAGAGGGUCAGCAGGUCAGCCUGAACUGCUCCGUCCGCUACCACUGCCCCUCCAGACCUCCGGCCCUGCAGUGGAUCUGGGAGAGAGGAGCCCAGCUGAACAGCACCGAGCCUGGGGAGGUCCACACACUCCACCCGGAGCCCCACAGGCCGAUGUUACUGGCCCCUCUGUCCUUCACCGUGUCUCACCUGGUGAAACCCAGGCUCAGAUGUCAGGUCAGCUACCCGGGAGCAAAGGCAGUGGCCGUUUCCAGAGAUCUGCAUGUGACGUUUUCCCCAAAAGAUGUCGUGGUUCAGGUCCAGACCUUGAUAGUGCAUGAGGGGGGCGGCGCCUUGUUGGUCUGCUCCUGUAAAGCUGACCCCCCGGUGACCGAGUACCGCUGGUCUUACAGUCAACACGGCCGCACGGUGCACCUCCACCAGCGCACGCACAUGGUCCGGGUGUUCAACGUGACGCGGGACUUGAGGGUCCGCUGCACAGCACGGAACGUGAUCGGUCGCGGGGACUCUCGGCCCACUGCGCUCAACAUACAAUAUAAACCAGCCAUCCUCCGGCUCUCUUCCGCCUGUGUCGUGGAGGAUCUGGAGGUGCUGUGCCGCUGUUCAGUCGACUCCAACCCCAAACCAGCGGUCUCCUGGAGCGUGAACGGGACCGUUUCGCCUCGCGGCUUCAACGUGUCAGAGACAUCUGAGCCCGACGCGCUAACGGCCACUCUGAGAGGCCGCAUGGAGGGACCGCAGACUGUGGUCUGCUUUGCCUUCAACACACUGGGAAACGACUCCCUGAUGUUGCUGCAGGGAGGAGAAGAGAUGGUACCGUUGUUGUGGUUGGUGAUACCUGCUGUGUCCAUGUGCCUGGUCGUAUUCCUCCUCUCUCUUCUUUUCUACUGCUGCCGCAAGAGAGCUGGAAAGCAUGGCCUGCGUAGAGGUCCAGCCGUGUUCCCUGAAGGAAUGGGAAUUUAUCAGGACCAGACGCCGCUCUACAUUAACUGCACAGAAGUGACUCAUAUCUACACCAACGGCAGCUACCAACUCGUAUACCAGAACUGCACACCUCUGUUUGUCCGCACUAAGCAGAUCCGUCCAAUGGGCAGAAGAGGUGGGGAACGAAGAAGAGGAGGAGAGGACGGAGGAAUAGACAGACGAGCGGGUUUCGGAGUCAGAGGCACAACGGCGGUACAGAGUACUGCUCUGGCCGAUGCAGACACGGCAAUCUACGUGGAAAUCCUCUGAGCUCACCGUGGAGAAGACUCAUGAUUCACCUGCUACAUUAAACUCACAUUUCAACUUCAGAUUCAUUAUCACACUGAUGGUAAAACAUAAGUUAUGUAACUUUCAGUUAUUGCAAAUCUGGCACACCCAUUGUGUGAUCUUUGUAAUAUCUAGUGGUGGUCUAUCCCUCUCGUAAUCUCCAUAUCGAACAAUGUAUGUCUCUUUGACUGUUUGCCUUUAAUUUUCCUUUAAAAAAAUAGAUGGAUAAAAGAGGUUAUAAAAGUUGUAUAAUUUUUUUUAGUUUUUUCUUCUUGUGGCUAUUCUUCAAUGUACAUAAGCACUCUGGUUUGAUUUGGUCGUACCAGCCUGCCGCUCCAGUUGCAUUGUAACAGCAGCUGCAGCAUGUCUAGCACAAAGUGAUCCUCAGACAGGAUUUUAAAGUUCCUCUGGAGGGAGAACUUUUUUACAUAUAUCAUCAAAUAACUCAAUUAUUUACAUAUAUAUUUAUUUAUAUAUUUAUUAGAUUAGAUGAGAGAUUCCUUUAUUAGUUCCACAGUGGGGAAAUUGCAUGAUCACAGCAGUGGGUAACCAUUAGAACAUUAAUAAAAGAUAAAAA
This is a messenger RNA of Pseudoliparis swirei, 2311 nucleotides long. RefSeq names its product sialic acid-binding Ig-like lectin 5 (gene psg4). NCBI's taxonomy places the organism in Eukaryota, Metazoa, Chordata, Actinopteri, Perciformes, Liparidae. Bases 1 to 1716 code for a protein of 571 amino acids. The record is from RefSeq and is a predicted model, not a curated record. The transcript has 8 exons.